ACUAACCGCUGCAUCUUUACACUCAGAUAAAAACACUAAUUGGUGGCCGGCUGCGCGCGUAAAAAGCGGAAUCUGCACAAGUUUGCGCGUUUUUUUCUCUCUCUUUCUGUCUUUUGGGUUCUGCGUGUUCGCCGUCCACGGAGCCACUUUCAGAAACACGGAGCGUGAAUCUCACUCAGCUUUUUUGAAUUGUUAUUUUGUUUUUGAACUUAACGGAAAAUGGGCCCCUGGCGGGCCGGGGUGCCAGAUGCGCGCAGAGCAGGUGUCCCUGAAGGCGUCAUGGACCGAACCGGAGCAGGUGGGGGGUCCGCUCCCAGCAGCUAACUGGAAGCGCUUUCUGUGGUGAGUGAAGAUCAGCCCAUAUUCGAGCCGAACUUCUCCGCGGCGCCCGCCAUGCACAUGAAGAGCGAGAUGACGUCACCUGGCGGCUUCAGCCAGGCCUCCAAGCCGAGCCCCGAACCCGCCGAGUCGGAGUGGGUGGGCUCGGCGGCGCAGAACCCCGGCAAGAGAUCCGAGCACGUCAACGGGACCAGCCGCGGCUCUCCGGUGGACUGCAGCGUCACCAAACGGUCCCGCCACAUGAGCAGCGACGGGGGGCCGCUGCCGUACCAGGCGUCCUACCCGGAGCCGCGGGUCAGCCCGCAGACCGCCACCCCGCCCAGCACCAACCCCACCGAGGAGAAGAGGGUCAUCGUCCCGGCAGACCCUGAGGUUUGGACCCAGGACCACGUGCGGCAGUGGUUGGACUGGGCCAUUAAGGAGUACGUCCUGGAAGAGGUGGACGUCUCGCUCUUCCAGGCGCUGGACGGCAAGGCGCUGUGCAAGAUGACCAAAGACGACAUGAUGCGGCUGACGUCGGCCUACAACGCAGACAUCCUGCUCUCUCACCUCAAUUACCUCCGGCAGAGUAGCCCCACGUUCUCCUACUCCACAACGCCCUCCAACAACACGCCUCCCCCACAGCCUCCACAGCCCAGGCUGCAAGUGAAAGCAGAAAACAGUUUUGAUGAGAUCGGCCGCAGGAACAGCUGGCCGACCAACACCAUGACGCCCACGGUGCCCAAAGGUUCUCCGAUCGAACACCAACACAACAGCAGGGUGACGGAUUCAACGCCCAGAAUCAUCCAAGACCCGUAUCAGACGUUAGGGCCGAUCAGCAGCCGGCUGGCCAAUCCAGAAGGCCAAGUCCUGAGCUCAUCCAAGAACCGAACAGGCAAACAAAGUCCGUACAAGCUGCCUGACCCCAGCGCUCACAGGCCUGUGGGCUCCGGUCAGAUCCAGCUGUGGCAGUUCCUGCUGGAGCUGCUGUCCGACAGCAACAACGCCGCCAUCAUCACCUGGGAGGGAACCAACGGCGAGUUCAAGAUGACCGACCCGGAUGAGGUGGCCAAGCGCUGGGGCGAGCGCAAGAGCAAGCCCAACAUGAACUACGACAAGCUGAGCCGCGCCCUGCGCUACUACUACGACAAGAACAUCAUGACCAAAGUUCACGGCAAGCGCUACGCCUACAAGUUCGACUUCCAGGGAAUCUCGCAGGCGCACCAGAACCACGGGGCGGACGGCGGCCUCGUCAAGUACCAGACUGAGAUGUCUUACGUCCAGCAGUACCACAGCCACCAGCCCAAAAUGAACUUCAUGGGCGGACAUCCCGCUCCCAUGUCCGUCUCCCCAGGGAACUUUUUUGGCUCCCCGUCGCCGUACUGGAACUCGGCCAGCAGCCCCAUCUACCCCGGGUCGGCCAUGACCCGACACCCGGCCGCUCACUCCCACCUCAGCUCAUACUACUGAUGACGGGACGAUCCGGAGGCGAACCCAAGUGCUGAACCUGAGCUGACCCGUCUCAAGCAGAACCAGAAGGAAACAUGACCCUACGGUCCAUUUUCCUACGAGGCAUUAUCACACUUCCCUGCUCAGAACCAGAACCACGGGUUGGACUCAGACUACGGACGGCACAGUGUAUGCAUUCAGUUAACAUUUCCAUUCAGUUUGUAAGUAGUUUUGUUUGAUAGCACCUGUUAUUAACGGUUUUAUGAUUGUUCUAUCCAGUAAAAAAAACAAAAAAACUUCACAUUAAGGAUGACUUUUUGUAAAACAAUCUGUACAGAAUCUUUUUCAGGAAACAAUAAAACAUUUAUGCAUUAUCUAUAGCUAAA
This is a messenger RNA of Xiphophorus couchianus (Monterrey platyfish), 2153 nucleotides long. It is a transcript of the gene fli1rs, whose product is annotated as Fli-1 proto-oncogene, ETS transcription factor-related sequence. Gene Ontology annotation, molecular function: DNA-binding transcription factor activity, RNA polymerase II-specific; sequence-specific DNA binding. The transcript is spliced from 10 exons. Lineage: Eukaryota; Metazoa; Chordata; Actinopteri; Cyprinodontiformes; Poeciliidae. Gene Ontology annotation, cellular component: nucleus. Gene Ontology annotation, biological process: cell differentiation; regulation of transcription by RNA polymerase II. The record is from RefSeq and is a predicted model, not a curated record. Bases 394 to 1788 code for a protein of 464 amino acids.